UUGAACAACAACCACUGACAACAACCCGGUGUUCUUUCAUGCACAUGAACUCCAUUGGUUCAGUUUGGAUUAAAAUCUGAACAAGAAAAGACAGGAAAGGGAAAGGAGAAAAGUCUGUGGAGCAGAGUUCCCAUUCAUCAUGGGAGUGGCAUGCCUUCUUCAAGUUGACAUAUCUGAGGGAAUGAAUGGACAGCAGACACUUGAUGCAUUGCAAAAGAAAGUUGAAUUGGCAGGGGGAGUGCGUAAUGGCAGUUGGCUUGUCGAAUGCGAAACAUAUUCUUCUUCACAAAAUUUUGAGUCAACAUCAAAGAUCUUUCAUUUGCUCCAUUGCUCUGACUAUCCUAAUGUCAGCUUUGCUGCUCUUGAAAAUGAUACCUGUGUUGUUGCUGAUCAAGGAAUGGAUUCACUAGUAACAAAGCUGAAAGCAUUUUAUGUUCCAAGAAAGUCAGGAAAAACUGAGGCAAAAGGCAUAAACUACGAUUUUGGAGAUUUUAAGAUAAAGCUUGGUAAUAUUUCCCAAGGAAAUAAUUUUAAAGGUAUCAUUAUUGAGUUUGAGUAUUGUGCUUGUUUUGACAUUCAUCAGUCUUGGAACUUGUUGCUGGAAAUGGCAACUUCAUUUGUGGAUGAAAAACAAUGCCAGGUGUUACCAGCCCCAAAAGCCGUAAUUGACUCUAAAUCUAGACAGUACAGUGUUGCAGAUAAAAUGCUGCAAUAUGUUGAACUGUUCAAAUUUGGCAAGAAGACUACAAGUUAGGUCAAUCAGAGGCUGAAAUGGAAUAUAUGCUAUUUGCUGUUAUCAGCAAACUUUACAAGUUCAAAGCAAAGACCCAGGACAAGGAAAUAGAAGCAAUCACAAGCUAUCAUAUACCACACCACAGACAAGUAGUGCAAAGAAAGAUGCUAGAAUUAUCUAUUUAAUGAAAAAAUAAACUAACUUUGUUUGUCAAAUUCCUUAUCAAAGAAUAUUGAUGAAAAGAUAGAAGAGUAAAACAAAGUUUAUGUUACGGAGAAAGAUUUCAACUAGUUAUGCUCCAAUGCACGUUAAUAUCAGAGAUGAGGGGCAUGCCACACCCUCCAAUAUUUGAAAUUCUUUGAGUUAGUUGGAAAAUUUGAGAGUAAUCGAAAUGUCUAAGUCGUAGUUUCAAUGCUUGUUUACAUCAGAGAAUUAUAUUACACGAUGCUAAUGCCUAGAAUUCUCUCAAUUUAAAAGGAAGCGACCUGUAUAAUGCUAAGGUUCUUUAAUGAAAGGUUAAGUACAAUUUUAGUAGAAAGUUACAAUUGGUUUAUUGUCAGUCGGAAAUUUUGUACCCCUCACCCCUCCAAAAAAAUAUCUGUCAAUUUGUGUUCCUGUAUACUCUAUUGCAAAACCCUUUGGUUGGGCACCACAAGACAUUCCCAAUUCAACUUUUGGGAAGAGAAGGAAUCCUUAAGCCAUGUGAAGACCUAUUCUAAACGAAAGUAAGCAGCAAAACAGCAUAAUGUCAAAAAUGUAAAGAAAGAAACACAGUUAUGCAAAUUAAAAUCCAAAAAACGUUUGUAUGAAAUAUUCGAUUUAGGUUUUUAUUUGCUUUGCUUGCGUCUCCUGAUAAAUUAGUGAAGGAAUAAUCGCAAGUAUUGUUGAAACUUUCAGUACCUGUUUAGAGAUAAAAUUUGCAUGUUUUCAAUCAAUUCAAUAAAAUUAUAUUUUUAUCAUACCGGAGCUUGGAAGCCAAACCUUGGGAGCCAAACCUUCAUUUUAUUAUACUGAGGACAUUCUAACUAUUAAAAGCUGUUAAAUACUUGGAAUUCAUGGGAGCAUCAGUUGGAAAACAGAGAACUACUGAGAUUAGCAGUAAAACAUAGCAAAAUCUCGUUUAUCUGAUUGAAAUCUAUAUUCAAC
Rhopilema esculentum is the source of this 1879-nucleotide messenger RNA. RefSeq names its product mediator of RNA polymerase II transcription subunit 20. Gene Ontology annotation, molecular function: transcription coactivator activity. Gene Ontology annotation, biological process: regulation of transcription by RNA polymerase II. Lineage: Eukaryota; Metazoa; Cnidaria; Scyphozoa; Rhizostomeae; Rhizostomatidae. Gene Ontology annotation, cellular component: mediator complex. The record is from RefSeq and is a predicted model, not a curated record.